Molecule: messenger RNA, 1267 nt
Organism: Mytilus californianus (California mussel)
Lineage: Eukaryota; Metazoa; Mollusca; Bivalvia; Mytilida; Mytilidae
Product: copper homeostasis protein cutC homolog
Exons: 8
Coding region: 177-926 (249 amino acids)
Molecular function (GO): copper ion binding
Source: RefSeq, a predicted model, not a curated record
UUCCGAAAAGACAAUAGGCAUUUCCGGUAUUCCGAAAGACUACAGCCUCAAUUAAUAUAUAUGCGUGAAACCCCUCAGGGUUCACGCAAUGCGCUAACAUAAAGUUUAUUAUAUACAUGUAGGCGUACUCCGAAAAAAAAAGAAUCAAGCAUUGUUAGAGCGACUUUGUUUUUGUAAUGGAAGUUUGUGCAGAUUCUGUACUGUCAUCAGUAAAUGCAGAAAAGGGAGGGGCAAUAAGAAUAGAAUUAUGUAGCAAUUUGGCAGAAGGUGGAACCACACCAUCAGUAGGACUUUUGAAGGUGGUUAAAUCACGUUUGAAGAUUCCAGUUUAUGUGAUGCUGCGACCACGUGGUGGAGAUUUCUUCUACAGUGACGACGAGUUUGAAGUCAUAAUGGAAGAUUUAAAAUUAUUGAAGAAUUUAGGAGCAGAUGGAUUCGUGUUUGGUUAUCUUAAUUCGAAUGGUACUGUAGACAAAGACCGCUGCAAAGAAGUCUUAGAUGCUAUUCGACCUUUACCAGCAACAUUCCAUCGUGCAAUAGAUACAACAGUUGAUAUAAUGUCAGCAUUGGAAGUAGUGAUAAAAAUUGGAUUUACACGGGUUUUAACAAGUGGGGGCUGCUCAACUGCUUUAGAAGGUCUUCCCUGUAUAUCGGAAAUGAUUUGCAAGGCUAAAGGAAGAAUUAUAGUGAUGCCAGGUGGAGGUAUAAAUGAGAUCAAUAUUUCAAGAAUUCUACAACAGUCCAAAGCCAGGGAAUUUCACUGUUCAGCUAGAACAUCAAGACCGUCUUUGAUGCAAUUCCAAAAAGCAGGCAUACCAAUGGGCGCUGCAUUAUUUCCACCAGAAUAUAGCACAAAAGUAACAGAAGUGGCAAAAGUUGAACAUUUUAUUAGUUUGUCAGAUAAUUGUUUUAUGGAUAUGGAAUAAUCAUGUUCUCUACCCUGUCCUAUUUGCCAUAUGAGCUGUUGUCAUCAUUUUGCGUCUGUUUUUGUGAUCUACAUCUUCUAUGAAACUGCUAGAGUAAUUUCAACAACACUUGGAAUGAAUGAUCAUAAGGAUAUCUAGUUUACAGUUAGUGAUUUAUUGUUCUUGCCAAUGAACCAACAUUACUGACAUUGCUAAUAAAAAAAACCAGAAGGGUCAAAUGCCAACAAAAUGUCAAAUAUCGUGCAAAAGAAAUUGUGACAGGAGCCAAGUACUUUUUAAAUAUUAAACAAAAUUAUCAGACAACUCAGGUAUAAUUGUAAUAAAAUGUUGUUUUUUUUCAA